Messenger RNA from Lathyrus oleraceus (garden pea), 1400 nucleotides. Its product is annotated as U-box domain-containing protein 6. The transcript has 4 exons. The coding region runs from base 529 to 1176 and encodes 215 amino acids. The record is from RefSeq and is a predicted model, not a curated record. Lineage: Eukaryota; Viridiplantae; Streptophyta; Magnoliopsida; Fabales; Fabaceae.
UGCAAGGAGAUUGUUGUGAACAUUAUUAAAUGUUAUUCAUCCAUAUGGAAUUUAUUUAGAGUACGGACAGAGAAUCUUUUUCCUUACUUGAUGGAAAACAAAGGAAAACGAUUGAAAUGUUAAUCAAUCCGCAAUUUUCCUAUAUUAUUGUCCCAUAUGGUUGGUACAGAUGCCUUUUCGGGUAAAUUCCCUAUCCACCUUAUGUAAUUCUUAGGGAUCUAACUCCAUUUCAACUCUUUCAGAAAGAAUUAUGCUGGCCAUUUUAGUUUGGAAGUAUCCUUUUAGAUCAAGUAAAUCACAAAUUGUAUGAGUAAUUGCAUAUACAUAAUAAAAUAAAUCCUAUUGAUACUACUAUAUAUUCCUAUGAGAUAAAAAAAACUAUUGUAUGUAUAUAAUUAAAUAAAUCCUAUUGAAGGUUGAAAAUUGUCUCAAUUAUUGAUAGAUUAUAUUUGUUAUAUAUGAGAAAAAGAUACUACUACAUAUCCUUAUAUUCUUGUUCUUGCUGAGCUUGAGUUUCAACCUCUAGUUAUGUUGGUCAACACCACUGCUACAAUUCCAAUCUGUUGUGAAGUCAAGGUGCACCGUUCUAUAUGCAUAGAGCUUCAAGGUUUCAUUGAUAGAAUUUUGCAAAUUAUUUUAUCCAUUGAAUCUGCGAGACCAAAUUGUGCCUUGGCAAUUCAAACAUUAUGCUCUUUGCACUUCACUUUGGAUAAAGCCAAGUUCGUUAUCAAACACUGUUCCGAGUCCAGUAAACUCUACUUGGCAAUAACAUCACAGAAGAUACUUUCAAGAUGUGAAAAGAUAAGAAUCUCUUUUGAGUUUUACUUGGAUCAGAUUCAAAAUACUGUUCCCAUUCAAUUAGCUUCUGUGAUAUGUGCAAUACUAGAGGAUCUAAGGGAUACAAAGUUUUCAUUAGAAUAUGAAGAUGGGACUAGGAAAGUUUUACAUUCACUACUUGAGAAGGAAUUUCCAGAUUCAACUUCUAGAGAGAAUUCAGAACUUGAAGCUAUUCAAAUUGUGGCUUUGAUGUUGGAUAUGAAGUCUUCAAUCUCUCUCUUAGAAGAGAGAAAGAAUCUUAAGAAGCAAAUUGAAAAAGUCAAAAACACAAACCAAAAGGAGAAGGAACUUCUAGAAUACCUUUUGUAUUUGUUGAUUAAAUAUGAGAAAUUUAUUUGAGUUUCAAAAUGGUAGGAAUGUGUGAACAAGUCAAAGAUUCUACGUACCCAAUAGUUGGAAAUUUAUGUUAUUUAUUAAAGCAUUAUUGUUGUCCCUUGACCAUUAGGACCAUUUAUAGGAGAAGAAGUUGCUAAGCAAACAAUUAAAUUUGUUGUAUUGUUUGGUUUUAUUCAAGACAGUCUUUGAAGAUGGGUAAGACGGUCUAUAAUACAUAUGAUUUUAUA